AUGGCUUUGGCUAGACCGACGACUAAACUGCCGCCGGGAGCGAAUAGGAUCCUCUUCGUCAAGAAUCUGAACUACCAGAUCACCGGCGAAGACUUGUACGAUUUGUUCGGACGCUAUGGGAGCAUCCGGCAGAUACGGAUAGGGAAUGAGCAGAAAACAAAGGGUACAGCCUUCGUAGUUUUCGACGAUGUCAUGGACGCCAAGAACGCUCUUGACCACCUGAACGGCUUCCACUUGCAAGAACGCUAUAUUGUUGUGUUGUAUCACAUGCCGUCCAAACAAGACGCGGCCGCCGCGAAGGCGGAACUCGCAAGGAGGGAGGAGGAGCUCGCGGAGCUCAAGAGAAAACAUGAUAUCCAGGAUGAGGAUUGA
Dichomitus squalens LYAD-421 SS1 is the source of this 372-nucleotide messenger RNA. RefSeq names its product RNA-binding domain-containing protein. The transcript is spliced from 3 exons. Bases 1 to 372 code for a protein of 123 amino acids. NCBI's taxonomy places the organism in Eukaryota, Fungi, Basidiomycota, Agaricomycetes, Polyporales, Polyporaceae. Gene Ontology annotation, molecular function: mRNA binding. Gene Ontology annotation, cellular component: cytoplasm; nucleus; ribonucleoprotein complex. The record is from RefSeq and is a predicted model, not a curated record.